CUUUUAGAUUCUGUCGCUCCGUUGCUAUGUACAUCUCUUUCUCCUAGCAACAGGGCAGGUGUUCUGGCUUUUAAAGAGCCCCCGUUCCAGUUUCCUUUUUUCCUCCCUUCUCCUGAAAGGCAGGCCCUUGGCUAGGGUCAGCAAUGGCGCCCAAGAAAAAGGGGGGGCGCAAAAAAGAGGAGGCCCCCAAAGAGCCAGAGGUGGACGACAGUAUUGUGCCGGAACAUAGCCGAGAAUUUUACCUGAUUCAGAUCCGAGAUUUGGAGGGGCGCCUGGCCCGAUACCAGAAGAAAUGGGAUGAGCUCCAGGUGAGCGAAGAACUCUUCCGGAGCGAGUAUGAAAAGAUGCUGGCCGACAACAAGGAGAUCGUGGCCUUCCUGAAGAAGACGCUUAACCAGCGGGUGGAUGAGAUCGCGGACUUGACCGUUCAGUUCCAAAAUCUCCAGCAUGCCAAAGACACUGAGAAGGACGCUUUCGAAGCCCAACUGGUCCAGCUGAGGCACGAAUUCCAAGAAACCAAGGACCAGCUCACGUCAGAGAAUAUGUUGCUGAGCGGGAAGUUGGCCGCGCUGGAGGAAUUCCGGCUCCAGAAGGAGGAGAUGAUGGCCAGGUUUGCCGAGCGGGAAAAUCAGCUGCGGAAGCAGGAGGAACAGCACAAAGAGAUUAUCUACAGCCUCGAAAGGAAGGCCGUCAUAGAUAAAGAGAGGCUGAAGAAGGACAUGCUGCACCGGGUGAACGCCGUGGCAGCCGAAUUCAGGAAGGUCUCCAACAGCCAGAUGGCGGAGACCACCAAGCGCACCAUCCGGGAGAACGUCUCGAUCAGCCUCCAGCUGACGAAGGUCACGGAGCAGAGCCUCCAGCUGAUCCAGGAGAAUGACCGCCUGAAGGAGGCCCACUCAGAGGCCAUGAAAGAGCUGCAGUUACUGGAGCACAACGAGAAGAAGAUGGCAAAGAACAGCCUCAGCAACCAGAAGAUGAUUUGGAUGCUGACCGAGAAGUGCAAAGAGCUGCAAACUCAGGUGGACGAAUACCUGCAAACGAAGGCGCUCCUGAGCAAGACGCAGAAGGCCAACGAAACUCUCCUGCAGCAGAAUUUGAUUCUCCGAGAAGAGCUGGGCAUGCUGAAAGAAGAAAUGGGCCAGAAAUUGGCCAAGGAGCAAGAUCAAAUGAAAUCACUGCAAGGAGAGCAGCAGCGCAGGAUGAAUGCCGAGCGGGUGCUGAAGCACGUGGCUCAGGGCCUGAAGGAAGUGCUGGCGGAACGGCCGCUGGAGGACGAAGAAGACGGCGACUUUGACGUGGUCUUCCAGCUGCGGCGCAACGACGCCUUGCACGGCAUCCUGAACCUUCUGCGCAGGAGCAUCGCCCGCCUGGAAGCGCACCAAGCCCUCCACCCCGUCCAGAUAGAGAGCAAGCUGGUCAAGGUCACCAACUUGACCACGAGCUCCUCUACCGAAUGGCGCAUGAAGGCUUCCCGCACGAUGUCUCACUGCAACAUCUUCAAUUUACCGAAGCCGAGGCCUGUCCACAGCAUGCCGUCCAUGGUUUCUCUCUCUGCCAAACAGCUGGUCACCCUCCGCCCGUACGCCAGCGCGACCGAGACUUUACUCGGGUCAUGGAAAAGCGAGGGGUGCGCCAGCGUCACCCCGCCAGUCAGGGAACCCAUCCAGGUGCCGGAGAAAGCCGUCCAGGGGCCCAAGGAAGUGGUCCAGGAAAAGCAUGACUUGCCAGAAAUAGUGACUCACAUCGCCACGCAGGAGCUGCUCAGCAAGUAGAACAGAGGAGGGUGGCCGAGCCCGUCCCUCCCCGGGAGAGCGGCACGCAGGGAUGUUGCUUUGUUCUUAAAAAUACAUGGAAUGACCUGUGCAAAAGCUGAUAAAAAAAAAGGUUACAGAGCCUCGUAGCUAGGAGUGAGAAAUGGGAAUGGAUCGCCGUGGCUCUGUCUGCAGUUGGCGCCCAAGAGAAUUUGCCUGCUCUGGGUGUAAAGCCAUUGCAAAGGCGCAGGGGGGCCACAUACCCUGCCGUUAGCCCAAACUGAUUUUUUUUGCCUAUAGCCGAAUUAAAGUGGAAGGUAGACUUCGACCUUAGAGCCCCAAAGUGUUCCUUUUUAAAG
This is a messenger RNA of Python bivittatus (Burmese python), 2110 nucleotides long. RefSeq names its product cilia and flagella associated protein 157 (gene CFAP157). Gene Ontology annotation, biological process: sperm axoneme assembly. NCBI's taxonomy places the organism in Eukaryota, Metazoa, Chordata, Lepidosauria, Squamata, Pythonidae. The record is from RefSeq and is a predicted model, not a curated record. Gene Ontology annotation, molecular function: microtubule binding. Gene Ontology annotation, cellular component: cilium; ciliary basal body.